Lytechinus pictus (painted urchin) is the source of this 6211-nucleotide messenger RNA. RefSeq names its product cytochrome P450 10-like. The transcript is spliced from 10 exons. Gene Ontology annotation, molecular function: oxidoreductase activity, acting on paired donors, with incorporation or reduction of molecular oxygen; heme binding; monooxygenase activity. NCBI's taxonomy places the organism in Eukaryota, Metazoa, Echinodermata, Echinoidea, Temnopleuroida, Toxopneustidae. The coding region runs from base 283 to 1860 and encodes 525 amino acids. The record is from RefSeq and is a predicted model, not a curated record.
AUCGUCCCUAGCCGCUGCUAUUGCUGCUACUACCGAAGCUGCUGCUGAUGAGGAGAUCACUAAUGAUAGUGCUUACCUGUCCCAUAGAGACCUGGUUCCAAGUGGUACCACAGUGAGCGUCACAAAAAGAAGGUUGAUCUUGUGUAUUUAUUGUCACCAUGAUUUUUCGACAAAACGAGGAUAUAUCUUUUCGUUCAGACAAGAGGUGUUUUUCUUGAUGACGGGAGAGUGUCAUAUAGCUACACCAUAAUCAUAACGUCUUUGAUUUAUUCUUCAAACGCCAUGUAUACAGUCAGAACAAAGUUGUCAAAGAUGUUGCCAUCAAGCGUCGGCCGGACAUCGGCCUGCCGUGUUGCAUCCAUGGCUCAACAGAUCCUCCACAGACAAGUUAGUACAAUGGUUAGCUCGGAACAUACAGAAGACGUCAAACCCUUUGAUCAGAUCCCUGGACCUAAAGGUGUACCCUUCUUUGGAUCACUUUUUGACUACACUGGCCUUGGCCCCUACAAGUUAGACAAACUACACGAAGCUACCGUGGACAGAUUCCGCAACUUUGGACCCAUCUUUAAGGAGACUCUGGCAGGUGUCACGCAUGUCCACAUCAUUGACCCUACAGAUGUCCGGGAACUUUUCAGAAACGAGGGGAGGAGUCCAAAGAGAACGCCUAUAGAUGCUAUGGUCAAAUACAGGCAGACAAGGAGCAGACACAUUGGCAUGGCAAACACAGAGGGGGACGAAUGGCAGAAGCUUCGGAAACCGGUUCAGCAUCUCUUGAUGAAGCCUCACAGUGUGAAUGCUUAUAUUCCCAUCAUGGAAGAAUGUGCAGAUGACUUUGUGACACUGAUGAGGGAAACGCAAGACAUGGAAUCUAAAGAAGUGCCAGAUUUCAACCACAAAAUGCAAAGAUGGACGUUAGAAUCCACAUGUGCCAUUGUCUUUGACACAAGGAUGGGGUGUCUGAACACCGGUCUUGACAACAACCCUGAAGCCUUGGAGAUGAUCGUCUCAGUGUCCAACUUCUUUGACAGUCUCAAAGACCUUACUUUUAGCUUUCCCUUCUGGAAGUUUGGCAUCACCACAAAGGCAUGGACGAAGUUCACAGAGGCACAGGACUACUUCUUCGGAAUGUCGAAAAAGUAUGCCACACUAGCACUUGAAAGGAUGAAGACAGCUGUCGGCACUGGACCUCAAAAUUCUGAAGGAACUUUUCUGGAAUGCCUACUGGCCCGGAGAGACUUUGAUAUUGAUAGCCUAUGUGAUCUCAUGAAUGAUCUCAUGAUUGCAGCAGUUGAAACGACAGCGAGCACUCUGGCGUUUAACCUGUACUGCUUAGCUAAGAACCCUGAUGUCCAAGAGAAGGUGUUUCAAGAGAUCAACGAAGCUAUACCACCAGGAACAAAAGUCACUGCAGAGUCAUUGCAGAAUCUUCCUUACCUCAAGGCUUGCAUAAAAGAAACUGUCAGGGUCUUCCCAACUGUUGAUGGUACAAACAGAAUACCAUCGAGAGAAAUUGCCCUUGCUGGUUACAAAAUCCCUCCGGAUACGAUCGUCAGAAUUCACUGCAUUGCCGGGCUCAUGGAAGAGUACUUUCCUUCACCAGAGAAAUACAAACCUGAAAGAUGGCUGAGGGGUGAUGCAGAGUGUGAGAACAUUGAUCCCUAUCUCAUCCUCCCAUUCGGUCAUGGUUCCAGGAUGUGUACGGGUAGGCGGAUGGCUGAACAAGACCUAUACAUCAUGCUCAUCAAGAUUGUUCAGAACUUCAAGAUUGAGUGGCACCAUGAGGAAGACAUGGAACUUAUCUUCAGACUCACAAAUGUUCCUGACAGGCCUGCACAGUUCAGAUUCAUCAGUAGAACAUGAUAUUUUCUAGAAACCAACUAGAACUAUGUACCUAUCUACCAUCUUGUGUCUGUUUGAACAUUAUGUGACAAACCUAGUAAACAACAAUCCACCUCUGUUCUCAAUCAGAGCACCUCAGAUGAAACCGAUGUAGCAUCAAUCAUGCAAGCAGAUUAUCUGAUGAUAUGUCAGAGGUUCAAAGACAAUCGGUUCAUUAAGCAGUGGUUUUCUUCUUGAUGUGUUGCUAACAUUUCAGCGUCGAUUUGUGGCCUUCAGGAUUUCAAAGUUUGUUUGCAGUGUUGCCCACUAGACCUUAUAUACGAUCAUCUGUGCUGUUCUUAUCAAAGUUGAUGUUGGAGACUGUAUGGAUGGAACAUUUCUCUUCUGCCAAACUGUGCACUGAAUGGCUGACUUUCAAAGUUCCUCCAAAAGUAUCCAUGGUCAUUGCCAAAGACAUCACCGAGCAUAAAGACCAAGAAAUGUCUGCUCCGUAUGAACAUCUUUUCCAAGUGAGUAUAAUGAAUAGGAAUAGGGGUACCAUCCUGAACUUGAAUCAAGGUUCUCUCUUGUACACCUUGUGUCCUGUCAAAUAGCCAAUGAGAGAAGGAGCAAGUUUGAAUACUUUGAAUGACCAUGUCAUGUUGUUGUAUUGUACAAAAUGUGUUCAUCUUCCAAGUACUGUCCUAAAUUCGCGCAAAUUGUGUGGUAUAUUGUAGAAAAUUUAUAUGUAUGAAAAAGGUUAUCUUAUAUAGGUAUAUAUUCAUUCAGUGAUUGUGAUGUUCAAUCGUACACAUAGUUCUGACUCAAACUUUUGCAUUUGCAUGUAAGUGCCUCAACUGCAGUAACGUGUUGUGUUUUCAUUUGGAUUAUGCCACAAUGUUUUAUAUUCUUAUACUUAAUUUUCAGAAAAUUAUUGUUUGUUAAUUUAUUCUACAAUUUGAACAUCAGCUUUUGAGUAUAUGAGCAACUUUGGCUCAUGUUUAUGAAAUAGAACAAAAUGCACUUUAAGAGUGAAACAGGUUAGAAAAAUAAUGCAUUUUUGCAUGUAUCAAGUAACAAAGAGAUAAAAUCCAUGGAUCUUUUGCUAAAUAUGUUGGUUUGCAACUUACCUCUAUUUACUUUAUCUGGAUUGUGGCCCUCUUUUUUUAGCAAUUUGUCUGCUAAUUCCAAGGGUUGGCCUAAAGACAUGAAGAGUUGGAUUACUUGAUUCUUGAUUCUAAAAUUCUACCUGUGUCAUGCACUUAGUGCAUUAUUUCUUCGACAAUCCUUUGUUUUCAGUAGAUUAUGUUGUGAUGUGAACUUAUGAAAAUACUCAGAAAAUAUGAUAUGCUAUGAACCCACAUUAACAUGAUUUUCAAAAUUAUCAAAUUGCACCUUUUUUUACCUUUGUGUAUCGAGUGUUGCAUAUGUUUUGAUAUGCAUUACUGUUUGUGUGGUAAUUCAUUGCUAAAUUUUGUACAGUAUUUUGUAUAUGAAAUUAUUGUAAAUAUGUACAUAGUAUGGCGAUUUUUUUUUAGUAUCUCCCACUUUCUAUGUACAUAUGUAAAUAUCAUUUUCAAAUGACAUUUAUAUUUUAAAGGCCUCAAAAAAAAUGUAUCUCAUACUUUAUUAUACUCACCUUAUAUCAAAAAAGCAUGUUAUUUUUUACAGGAAAAAAAGAAAAUAUGAGUGCUUGUGAUCUGAAUUUACAAAUAAGUCACAUUUGUACACAUUGGAGUUUUAUUUUUCAUUAAUUUUAUGUUCUGUUGAUUUAGGAAAAUUGCCAAAUUUAUGCAUUUUCUUUAUCUUUAUUUUUUUUAAUGUUUACAUGCUAAAACGUAUUUAUUUGCAGCUGCUCUGCGUGCGUUUAACACAAUGUUGAUAAGGAGGAUGUAUUAAUUUUCUUUCAAUUUGUGUUUUCUUAUCCCCAUUUUUCAAAUAUAUGAAUUAUAAAUUUAUCAAAAUGUAUUCGUUAAUCUAUGAGAAUAUUGAUAGCCGUGAUCCUACCUUUUACUGCAUAUUUUGACUGUAUUCAUAUUUCUACUUUUAUCUAGGGAUAGGGGAUCAGUUUCUAUUUUUUUCUCUGUAUUAUGGUUGAUGUCAUUUAUCCCAAUUCAAGCAGAGCACAAAAAUUCACAAGGGUUUAGAUAUUAAUUUCAAAAUUAAUCAAAUGGUUGCAUAAUAAUAGGGAUGGUGCAAGUGUAUUUUUACUGGGGAGACUGACAACCUUAAGAAGACAUAUUAUAUUUUUCAAAGAAAUUAUAUUCUAGGACCAAGAACUCUCUUUACACUAUUUACUCUUCUUCCCUUUAUGUCCCUCCAAUUGGUGAUGGUUGACCCCUAUUGCCCGCCCCUGGUUGAUAUUGCUUAAUCAGAAAAGAUAUUGAUUAAUGGUCAUUCUGAAACUAAUUCGUUUAAACUACUCUACUCCCUGUAUGCGUGUCUUUUUUCUUUAAAACUUAUAUGAACUAACUGAAACAAGACUAUCACUAAUCCAUGAAGAAUAGGAUUGUUUUUUACUGCGUUUUUGACUCACGAGCCAUUUUUCUUGCCUAUGAGAAGUAUCAUUCGUAUCUUUUGUCAUGUAGAAUAACUUUAUAGUCUUAAUGUUUAACUAAACCAUUAUUUCAAGUUCAUUAUUGUACUAUCAUCAUGAAAUGACGGGAAGGCAUAUCUGUGGUAUGUGUCACAGUUUUCUCAACCAAAUUUCUAAGAGAGAUCAUACUUUGCUUGCCUGAACAUAUACAUGUAAGUAGAAUUUUAAUUUGUGGUAAAGGAGUCCAAACUUUAAUUCAUUUGUCACCAGGCUUAUGAUAUAAACAACAAACAAAUUAAUAAAAUGAAUGAAUAACUAGCAGAAUUCAAAUAUUUGUGAAUAUUUCAAACAAAUUAUUCAGGAAGGCAAGGUCAAGGUGACAAAGUUGUAUAGAAAAAAUCAAAUCUAAUCAACGUCCAUGUUAUGUUCGUUAACUAUGUUGAUCAAUGGUCUUGAGACCUCAAACAUAUCCUUGCCACUAUUACAACACUGCCACUAUCACUACAUUGUCACUGUUACUACACCGUUACUUUUACUACACUGUCACUAUCACUACACCGUCACUAUCACUACACCGUCACUAUCACUACAUCGUCACUAUCACUACACCGUCACUAUCACUACACCGUCACUAUCAUUACAUGGUCACUAUCACUACACCAUCAAUAUCAUUACACCGUCACUAUCACUACACCAUCAAUAUCAUUACACCGUCACUAUCACUACACCGUCACUAUCACUACACUGUCAUAACUCCGCCUCAAAAUAACAUAAUUUUCGCCAUUGCAUUUGGUGCAGAGUAACUAUCAUGCGCAGCAACUGUUGCGUUUUGAGACAAGAGUGAAGGAUCAUUGCAUCACUGGCUUGCCUAUUGUAAAUCAAAUGGCAGUUAUACAAGGAAACACAUUAUACUGUACCCCCAUGUUAUUCAUAGGGUAGCUGACAAAAAUUGUAACAUUGCCCAAAUUUUCAAUACAGUUUGUUUUUUCUUUUCAGUCAUUUCCACAUAUUUGCUAAAUGGGUUAUCCUCAAGGAGAUUUGAUGUAUCUGUUGAUAUAGCAGUUGGCCUCGCAUGUAGGGUCCUGUAACAUGAUACCAAGUGAUUAAUCGUAAUGGUUAAUUCUUCAUAGUUAUCAAUCAUGAAAUUAUAUCCUUAGUUCAAUUGUUUAGCUUUGUGUAAUGUUAUCCAGGUCCCCUUGGAGCGAAACCCAACCGAUGUUUCAGUGUCCUCUGAUUAAGUCACAUAUACCAAGUCCUUUGGAAAGAAUGUCAAACCCUUAUUCUAAAUAGUCAUCUGUUAACAGUUGAUAAAAUUACAAAGAAAUAUAUAUCCUUUCCCCCAUUAUCUUUUUGAAAAGCCAGCCAUUAUUAUUGAACUCAAUGUACUAAUGUAACUCUAUUUUGAACACGGGUAAAUAAUGUUAAAUGUAGAAGGAUCUUUCUCGUAACUCCUUGUGAAAAUAUCAUAUACUUGUUUUGUAUUCCAUGUAUGAUUGAAAUCAGUGUCUGUAUUUCAACGUUUAUAUUUAACGUCCAUUAUGUUUAAUAGCCAUAGGCAAUCUAGUAGAACAAAUACACAUAUGAAUUAUGUGCAUUAAAUUUCUAAUAAGCUAUUUUUUAAAAUAGCAUUGCAACUUUGUUUUCAAAAUAUGAAAACACAUAUUUCACAGAUUAUGUUGCGCUCUAUUAAACUCAUUUAUUACCACUUUUAUAACCUUUGAUCCUAUUGUUUGCUGAAUUAAUAUUCUGUUAUGCUAUGAAGAAACUCAUAUUUAAAUUUGCUUCUUAUACUAAAAUUAUUAUGGGUAUGAGAUGAAAUCAUGAAAUAAAGUGCGACAGACAGAUGAAAGCAUAUAA